Messenger RNA from Girardinichthys multiradiatus, 1803 nucleotides. Its product is annotated as transmembrane and ubiquitin-like domain-containing protein 1. NCBI's taxonomy places the organism in Eukaryota, Metazoa, Chordata, Actinopteri, Cyprinodontiformes, Goodeidae. Gene Ontology annotation, molecular function: protein binding. The transcript is spliced from 3 exons. The record is from RefSeq and is a predicted model, not a curated record. Bases 172 to 1173 code for a protein of 333 amino acids.
UUGCUCUGCUGUAAUGGCGUAAAUCUGACAGUAGGAUUUACCACCUCCGGCUGGUGACGCAACCGAGUCUGCAGUUUACUCUGUGGUUUUUCAGCCGUAGCUGCUAACUAGAACUGAGCCUGGUGUUUAAACAUGCGUUGAUUUUACAGCCGGGAGGGUUGAAGGACAGAGAUGGCGGUGUGUGCACUGACCAUGUUAGAGGGGGUGGAGGAUGAAGUGGUGGCCGCAGGCGGCGCGCUGCUCCUGGCCCUGGCCCUGGUCCUGGCUUGGCUUUCGACCCACGUGGCAGAUCGGGGGGACCACAUAUUAGGCACUAUCCUCACAGUGGGAGCUCAUGCCUCUUUAAUAGGACUGGGAGCCCAUGAUAACUACAGCGGAGGGCCCAAUGGCGCAGACGCCCCCGAGCAGCAGGCCGCUCAAUCUUCACAGGAGAACAAGCCCGAUGAUGGGGAGCCUGCAAAUGAGAGAGGAGAGGGUGAUGGGGACGGGGCUGAGGACGUCUGGACUGACCUGCGGCUGGACAUACGGAGCAAACAACCUCAGGGUGGAACGCUGCAUUCUUCUGAUGGAGAGGAGGAUGAAGCUGAUGAGGAGAAUGAUGAUGAGGAAGAGGAGUUGAAAGGGGCAGAAAAACAGCCUGUAAAGGCCAUUCAGUGUUUGAGCAGCACCAUCCCCUGUGCUUCCACUCCCACUUCUAUCUCCAUCCGGCUGAAGUUUUUAAACGACACAGAGGAGGUUGCUGUUGUAGAACCAGAUGAUACUGUGGGAAUACUGAAAAGCAAAUGUUUUUCAGGACGAGAGCAUCAGGUUAAAUUAAUCUACCAAGGCCAGUUGCUGCAGGAUCCCAAGACGACGCUGUUUUCUUUAAACAUUACUGACAACAGCGUGAUCCACUGCCACAUCUCCCAAGCCGUGCAAGGGCCCAACCCAGAGGAAGGGGCUCAGUCUGGAGCAGGAAUAGGAGUCGGGCCAGGGGUUUCUGGAGGAUUCAGGGCUGCCAGUGUGGCCAUCAGCACCAGUAGCCUGGUGGUGCCUGUGUUUGUGGUGAUCCUGGCUGUGGUGUGGUACUUUCGCAUCAACUACAGGCAGUUCUUCACCGCCCCGGCGACCAUCUCACUCGUUGGAGUCACUUUGUUUUUUAGCUUUCUGAUUUUUGGAAUGCACAGCCGCUGAGAAGGCAGGCACGGCUCGCAGUUCCUGCUCAAUAUUAAAUGAAAUAAAAAUUACUGAAGCCCUGGGAUGGGGACUGGAGAGAUGGACUCAUUAAAAACAAAGUGGCUUGAUACCAAUGCUGCAGAUGCUUAAUGAGUGUUUGGGGGGCCAAGAACCAAGAGACUAUGGUUCAAGUACAGUGACAGAAUUUAACUGGAGCAUUAUUUAGCAUCUGACACCACGAGUCAAACAAUCUGGCUUCAUCUUGUCUCGUGUUUUGUUGGUAGAUUUAUGGAUAUCUUGUAUGUUACUCUUAUUUUCAAAGAAAAAGUUGGGUUUGAAGAAAAAUGUAACCUGUAAAACACUGCUACGCUUUACCAGUUUGACUCAUGUUACUGUAUUAGAAUGAGUAAGGCAUCCUGUGAGGCCAAGACAUUUCUUUCUGUUGCUUUGCAUCAAUACCUUAAUCACCUGCUAGACAUUAAAUCUUUUGAAGAGACUGUAAAUACAUUGUAUUUUCUGUAAAUAAAAUAGAAUACAUCUGAUGAAACUACAUUUGGCACUUACAGACUCACAGUGGGACAUUCCUCCUGAUUAAUACUGGACUUGUCUUGUUUCAGCUGUAUCUAGAAUUAAAACAUUUCCAUCCAA